CGCGGGCCGCCGUAGUGCGCCGCUGCCGAGCAGGAAGUGUCCGAACAGCGCCGGCUGAGACUGACUGACGGACGGCACGAUGGCCCCGGACCCCUGGUUCUCCGCUUACGACGCCACCUGCCAGAUCGCGCAGGAGAUAGCAGAGAAAAUCCAAGAGCGAAACCAGUAUGAAAGAAGGGGCGAGAAGUCACCCAAGCUGACCGUGACAAUCCGAGCCUUGUUGCAGAACCUGAAGGAAAAGAUCGCCCUCUUGAAGGACUUACUGCUAAGAGCCGUGUCAACACACCAGAUAACCCAGCUGGAGGGGGAUCGGAGACAGAACCUGCUGGAUGACCUCGUGACGCGGGAGAGACUGCUCCUGGCAUCCUUCAAGAAUGAGGGCGCGGAGCCCGACCUGAUCAGGUCCAGUCUGAUGAGGGAUGAAGCCAAGCGAGGAGCGCCCAACCCUUGGCUCUUCGAGGAGCCAGAGGAGACCAGAGGCUUGGGCUUUGAGGAAAUUCGUCAGCAGCAGCAGAAAAUCAUCCAAGAACAGGAUGCAGGCCUUGAUGCCCUUGCCUCCAUCAUAAGUCGCCAGAAACAAAUGGGGCAGGAAAUUGGCAAUGAAUUGGAUGAACAGAACGAAAUCAUUGAUGACCUCACCAAUCUGGUGGAGAACACGGAUGAAAAACUCCGCACCGAGACCAGACGCGUGGGCCUGGUGGAAAAGAAGUCAGCCUCCUGCGGGAUGAUCCUGGUGAUCCUGUUGCUGUUUGUGGCGAUCGUGGUGGUGGCAGUCUGGCCAACCAACUGAGCACCAAGAAGGAACCCUCCUGCCAAGAUCCCCUCCCCCCGCCAAUUAAUGUAGACCCAAAGCCCAGUACCUUUUGGUAUACACGCUGUUGCUCUCAAUAAAACCCCCUCAAGCA
Molecule: messenger RNA, 905 nt
Organism: Ochotona curzoniae (black-lipped pika)
Lineage: Eukaryota; Metazoa; Chordata; Mammalia; Lagomorpha; Ochotonidae
Gene: STX8
Product: syntaxin 8
Exons: 8
Coding region: 80-790 (236 amino acids)
Biological process (GO): intracellular protein transport; vesicle fusion
Cellular component (GO): SNARE complex; endomembrane system
Molecular function (GO): SNAP receptor activity; SNARE binding
Source: RefSeq, a predicted model, not a curated record